CUCAUGGAUAGAAGUGGACGAAAAGUGGACCUGGCAUCUCCAAGACCCUUCGUUCGUGACCUGGCCAAACAAACAUGGGUCGACAAAGCUUCAAAUCUUUUCAUCAAAGCGUGUCACAAUUUUCGAGAAUGGCUACCAUCAUGCCCCGCGCAUAUCGCUCCGCCACCGAAUACCGUUUCGAUGAAGAACAAACCGACGCUAUUAUUCGAACCACCGCCUACCACCGCAGAGACUUCAAUCACUGCGCGAUCUGGUUCUCGGGGCGCGAGCGCAUCGAUUUUUGUUGGUCAAUAGGAACAUCUUUCCAGCGGACUGCAAAGGUCGGACCCGGCCACCUUGACCGGCUACCCCUCGAGCUAUUAUGUGAAAUUUUGCCCCGUCUCGAUAUGUAUUCCUUGUUCAAACUUCGACAAGUAAACCUCAGAUUAAGACAGGCGGUAGACUCUCUCAAACAGUAUCAGAGGGUCAUCACGCAUGCACUAAACAUUUUAGGCGCCUUGCUACGAACACGACUUGCCGUCAAUGUUUCUCUGUUCGACUUUGACAACGCAUUGUGUACCAAAACAUGCUUAUACUGCGGCGAGUUCGGCGGAUUUAUGUUGCUCCCAACUUGGAAGCGAUGCUGUAUCGAAUGCCUCCAGAGGUCUCUGAAUACCCAACUCCGGUCUCGGGUCUCAGUCCAAAAGCGAGUCCCGUUGACUAAACUCGAGCUCACCCAAAUGAGAUCAUUCGAGAGCUUGUCUGGACUACGCACUAUGUUAGAAACGGCACCCAAGUCCCACAUUACAAGCGUUCCUGCUCGUUCGAUCUCUUCGGCUUACCCAAUGCAACCGAACGCACUUGCGCAGGCCCAGCUGACGAGAUUUGGCCUAAUCCAAAUGCACAACGCUACGGGGUCAUGCGCACUUCCUUAUUAUGACAAAGAGACCGGCGAAGUUGAACGCGGAAUCUCGUGUGUCGGAUGUCAACGCGCUAUUGAAAGAGAGCUCUUCGGCACCAGGGGCACGAGACAGGGAUACGACGCUCGAGACAAAGUGUAUGCCCGGGACGGCUUUUUAGACCACUUUCGAUGGUGCAAGCAGGCACAGCUUCUUUGGAAAUCGAGUGGCGAAGGUAAAUAGCGGCCUCACGAACUACCUGUGUCCGCUCGGACAGGAGGCUACUUUUGAAGAAGGGAAGGAAAUGAUAAUCG
Messenger RNA from Aspergillus ibericus CBS 121593, 1192 nucleotides. RefSeq names its product F-box protein. Gene Ontology annotation, molecular function: protein binding. The coding region runs from base 75 to 1121 and encodes 348 amino acids. The record is from RefSeq and is a predicted model, not a curated record. NCBI's taxonomy places the organism in Eukaryota, Fungi, Ascomycota, Eurotiomycetes, Eurotiales, Aspergillaceae. The transcript is spliced from 2 exons.